AGAAGUGCAAGCGUGGAUCCUACAGUACUAGUAUGUUAUGUGAAAUAGAAUGGAUCCUCUGAUUUCUUCCCCUUACAAGUAGAUGUCAGAAAAUAUUAUCAACCUGCUGAUACAUGAUCUCUUCUGCAGCUGAGAAGUAUGGAGUAUUUACCGGACUGUAAUCAGAGAUAUAAAGACAUGGAGUACUGGAAUGAACGAUACCAAACCGAAGAGACUUUUGAGUGGUUUGGAGACUUUGCAAAAAUCCGCCAUCUUCUGGUCCAGCAUGUGGGAAAAGAGGAAAACAUCCUGAUAUUGGGUUGUGGGAACAGCGCUCUAAGCUUUCAGAUGUACCUGGCCGGCUACAUGACCAUCACUAAUGUGGACUACUCCAGUGUGUGUGUAGAGAGCAUGGCCCAGCGCCACUCUGACUGCAUGGGCAUGAGCUGGGUGUGCAUGGAUGCCCGUUGUCUGGCUUUCCCUGAUUCCUCAUUUGACGUGGUCAUGGAAAAGGGUACGCUGGAUGCCAUGCUUGUGGAGGAACGAGACCCCUGGAACAUAUCAGAUACCAGCACCCAGCUACUGCACAAAGUUCUCAAAGAGAUCAGUCGUGUCCUGAAGCCUGGAGGUCGUUUUGUGUCUGUCACCUUUGCACAACCACAUUUCCGGAAGAAACUGUACGCUCGCCAAGAGUACGGCUGGUCCAUCAAGCACUAUCACUACGGUGACAGCUUCCACUACUUUCUUUACGUCCUCACCAAAGGGGAGGAGCUUAGCCCAGAAGAUGCUGCAUUGGAGAGGAGGGUGUGUUCCCAGACAGAGGACCUGCCCACUGUGGUCACAUUUCAGGAAGUUGAAAACGAGGACUUCCUCAAAAGCAUUGGCCUAUAAAAAAAAGAUUAAGCCUAUAAAGCAUUGAGCUCAGCCAAAGGAAGCAAAGACUUCUGUUUUUCUGACAGUUACUUCUAUUUGUUUUCAAUGUUUUUACUAGGGAUUCAUUGUGGUAAAGGGAUAUGGAACAUCAUGAAUUUGUUUAUCUCUUAAUUUUUUGCUAAUAUUUGAUUAUAAAAUUCUUAGGUCUUUGAAAUCCGAUUGUGAUUUCAGAUUUGUGGAAAUGCAAUGUAUAAGGUCAUGUGAAAUAUUAUUAGCUUUGUAUGUGAAGUUGAGGCAUAAUUUUCUGGCAUUCAUAAUACACUGCCUGGCCAGAAUAAAAAUCGCACACAUUAACAUUUCAUUGGCCUGCCUUUAGCUUUGAUUAUGGAACGCAUUCACUAUGGCAUUGUUGCGACAGCCUUAUGCAACUUCACAACAUUUAAUGGAAAUGAUGAUGUGAGAGUUGAUCCACUCUCUAAAGACUUCUCCAGCACAUCCCAAAGACUUUCAGUGGGGUUAAGGUCAGGACUCUGUGGUGGCCAAUCCAUGGGUGAAAAUGAUUCCUCAUGCAUCCUGGACCACUAUUUCACAAUUUGAACCCGAUGAAUCGUGGCAUUGUUGUCCUGGAAUAUACCUGUGCCAUCAGGGAAGAAAAAAAAUCCCUUUGAUGGGAUAACCUGCUAAUUCAGGUAGUCAACUGAUUUCAUUUUAUUGCCAUAUAACGUUGCUGAGCCUCAACCUGACCAGUUGAAGCAACUCCAGAUCAUAACACGGCCUCCAGAGGCUUGUACAGUGGCCACUGUGUAUGAUGGGUGCAUCGCUUCAUGUACUUAC
Messenger RNA from Neoarius graeffei (lesser salmon catfish), 1686 nucleotides. RefSeq names its product endothelin converting enzyme 2a (gene ece2a). The record is from RefSeq and is a predicted model, not a curated record. The transcript has 3 exons. The coding region runs from base 139 to 870 and encodes 243 amino acids. Lineage: Eukaryota; Metazoa; Chordata; Actinopteri; Siluriformes; Ariidae.